Molecule: messenger RNA, 3048 nt
Organism: Paraphaeosphaeria sporulosa
Lineage: Eukaryota; Fungi; Ascomycota; Dothideomycetes; Pleosporales; Didymosphaeriaceae
Exons: 6
Coding region: 1-3048 (1015 amino acids)
Biological process (GO): carbohydrate metabolic process
Cellular component (GO): vacuole
Molecular function (GO): beta-galactosidase activity
Source: RefSeq, a predicted model, not a curated record
AUGAAGGUCCGUCAAUACAUGCUGCGCUUUGCGCUGGCACUUCUGGGUAGCAAUGUCGUUGCUGCAAGAGCCCUGAGUGGCAAACCGAGCGACUUCAUCAUCCGUGAGGAACGUGCUCUGCAGGAUAUUGUUACUUGGGAUGAGCACUCACUCUUCGUUCACGGCAAACGCGUCAACUUCUGGGGCGGAGAAUUUCAUCCUUUCCGAUUGCCAGUCCCAAGUUUAUGGCUCGAUGUCUUCCAGAAGAUUAGGGCUAUGGGUUAUAAUGGUGUGAGCUUCUACUCUGCGUGGGUACUCCACGAACCCAAGCCAGGACAUUUCCAAGCAGAGGGCCUGUUUGAUUGGGAGCCGUAUUUCGCGGCAGCGAAGAAAGCAGGAAUUUAUCUCGUUGCUCGUCCUGGGCCGUAUAUUAACGCGGAGGUACACGGCGGAGGCUUCCCAGGCUGGCUUCAAAGGAUCUCGGGAAACCUACGCACACCGGAUGCGGACUACCAGGCUGCAUCAAAGCACUACAUCGAGUCUAUCACUCCCAUUCUAGCGAAGGCCCAGAUCACGAAUGGAGGCCCGAUCAUCCUCUUCCAACCGGAGAACGAAUAUUCCAUGGGCAUGAACAACGUCACCUUCCCAGACGCAGAUUACAUGAACGGUCUCAUGAAGCAAUUUCGCGAUCUGGGCAUCGUCGUCCCUUUCAUUAAUAACGUUGCAUGGCCGAGUGGGAUAAACGCUCCGGGUACAGACGCCCCAGUGGAUAUCUACGGACACAACUCGUAUCCUCUGGGAAUGAACUGUUCGGAUCCGAAGAACUGGGUUGACGGCGCGCUGCCUACGGAUUGGCGCAAGACACAUCUUGAGCAGAGCCCGAAAACGCCAUACUUACUGGUCGAGUACCAGGGCGGUGCAUACCAGCCAUGGGGAGGUGAUGGAUUCGAUAAGUGCGCUGAGUUCACGAAUCAUGAGUUUGAGCGAGUGUUCUACAAGAACAACAUCGCUGUGGGUGCGACGAUAAGCAAUUUCUAUAUGACGACGUUCGGCGGAACAAAUUGGGGCAAUCUCGGCCAUGCUGAUGGAUACACUUCGUACGACUACGGAGCUGCUAUCACCGAGGAACGUCAGGUUCAUCGUGAAAAGUACAGCGAGGCCAAGCUCAUUGCAAACUUUGUCGCUGCUUCGGGAGAUGCUCUUGCGUCUGCUACGCCUGGUUUUAACACAACGGGAGUAUAUACAGACAACGACGCUGUCACGGUAACACCCCUCGUCGGAGAGCAGACCAAGUUCUACAUCACGCGCCAAGUGAAAUACAACUCGUUAGACUCCGUAUCGUACAAGCUCGCAGUGCCAACCAGCACUGGCAACAUUACCAUCCCGCAGCUUGGUGGAACCCUCUCUCUGCACGGUCGUGACUCAAAGAUUCAUGUCACUGACUACCCAGUGGGAGGAUACAACCUCCUCUACUCAUCGGCCGAGAUCUUUACUUGGAAGAAGCACGGUUCCAGAACAACUUUAGUAGUAUACGGCGGUCCGAAUGAGCGCCAUGAGCUGGCUGUCUCAAAGACAAGUGGAGCCACGGCAGUCGAAGGCUCUGGCGUCAAGUUCGCCAACCGAAACGGGGUUACCAUCGUCAAUUGGGACUCUAGACCUGAGCGAAGAGUUGUUAGGAUCGGUCCUAGCUUGUAUAUCAUCAUUCUUGAUCGAAAUUCUGCAUACGACUACUGGACCGUGAGCACCAGUGAGGGCAGUUACUCUCACGAGCUUACACCAUCGUCGGAACUCAUCGUGAAGGCUGGCUAUCUACUUCGCACUGCGUCCAUAACAGACGGCAAGAUUCACCUGACGGGUGACAUCAAUGCGACCACAAUUGUGGAAGUGGUUGCUGGAGCGCACGAAAAAGUCAAAGGCCUAACCUUCAAUUCCGCAGACGUCAAAGCCACGCUCGAUAGGAACGGUUUCCUGAAGUCAACUACUCUUGGCUUCUCCACCCCACAGGUCCAUCUCCCAGACCUUAAAACUCUAUCAUGGAAGUCCAUCGACACCCUGCCAGAGCUGCAACCAGACUAUGAUGACUCCACAUGGCCAGACGCAGACCACACAGACACAAAGAACACCUACUGGCCUCUCAUCACUCCCACCGUCCUUUGGGGUGCAGAGUAUGGCUUCCACGCUGGCUCGCUCCUCACGCGUGGCCACUUUGUUGCCACCGGUAACGAAUCCAUCAUCCACCUUAAUGUCUCAGGUGGCUCAGCCUUUGGCUUCUCCGCGUGGGUUAACAGCACUUUCAUCGGGUCUUGGGAGGGAGCCGGCGACGUCAAGAUUGCAAACCUCACACUACCCAUCCCGAAGCUGAUCAAGGGGGAUAACUACGUACUGACUGUACUUUCGGACCAUAUGGGCCAUAAUGGGAACUGGUUCAUUGGCUACAACGAGAUGAAGACGCCGCGCGGGAUCAUAGGGUACGACUUCCCAGGACACACGCCGCCGAACAACGGCACAUCACGCGCGCCUGACGGCAUAAAGUGGAAGAUCACGGGCAACCUCGGUGGCGAGGACUUCCACGGUGGACGGCGAGGCUCGCUCAAUGAGGGCGCGCUCUGGGUUGAGAGGCACGGCUACCAUCUCCCUGGGGCACCGACUGAGUCUUGGAAAGCGAGUAAGGAACCCACAGCGGCGCUACAGAAACCGGGCGUGACGUUCUACACUGCCACCUUCACCCUCUCCAUCCCAUCCUCCAUUGAUGUUCCCCUCUCCUUCGUCUUCUCCGGCGAUGCCUUCAACGGCAAGGGGAAAGGCUGGAGAGCGCAGCUGUGGGUGAACGGUUAUCAGUUCGGAAAGUUUGCGAAUGGUAUUGGGCCACAGAAGAGGUUUCCCGUUCCGCAGGGAAUACUGAAUUACAGCGGAAAAAACACGCUAGGCGUAAGUAUUUGGGCGUUGGAAAAGGGUGGUGCAACACCAGGAGGGUUUGAUAUGGUGAGCGGGAUGGUUGUGGAGAGUGGAUUUGGGGAUGUGGAGUUGAGUCCGAUGGAUGGGUGGGUAGAGAGGGAGGGAGCAUAUUAG